GCUUGCCCAAUGCCACGCAAAAAGCGCGCCUCCAGUCCCCUAGAUCUGUACGACGAUGACUUUGACGAGGAUGCCAGCUCACACAGUUCCCAGCCGCCGGUGCAACGGAAUGCGGCAAAUGCCAGGGAGCGAAUGCGCAUGCGGGUGCUAUCCAGCGCCUAUGGGCGUCUGAAGACCAAAUUGCCCAACAUUCCGCCGGACACAAAGCUAUCCAAGCUGGACACACUGCGCCUGGCCACGCUCUACAUCAAGCAGCUAAUCAAUGCCGUCGAGACGGGCAACGGCACAGCCAAUGCCAAUCCAACGCAAUCCGGCGCCGCCCUAGCUGCUGCGCUGGACACGCGGAAUCUAGCGACGGAUUGCACCAACGACGCCGCAGCAGCGACGACAACUUUCAAUUUCCACAAUGCUGGACAACUCGGCAUGAGCUGGCCCUUUGAGUUUCAUCAACAUUUGCAACAUGGCCACAACCGCAACAGCAAUUCCAACCUGACAUUCGCUUCGGCGCGCAUGGAUUGGCAAAGUUCUCAAACGCAAUCCUAUCCGAAGACGCUACGACAAGAGUCUCAUAUGGCAACCGAUGUUAACUAUACACAGCUGCAGGAUGCACAUUGGUAUCCAACGGAUAUGGGCUUGCAAUUGGAGCAGACACGUGCUGCCAAUGGAUGUUGUGCCUAUGAAUCGGCUGGUCUGGGACAGCAUCAGCGUAGCAUUACAAUAUCAACUAGUCAGGCGCACAGCCUCUAGUGGGGUGCAGAUCUUGCAUUUACUUUAACUUUCGUUCUAACUGAAACCGUAUUAAAAACGUGAUUUUAAUCUAUUCGUCAUUGUAUCGCACUGUAUGUUAU
Molecule: messenger RNA, 848 nt
Organism: Drosophila novamexicana
Lineage: Eukaryota; Metazoa; Arthropoda; Insecta; Diptera; Drosophilidae
Gene: HLH54F
Product: neurogenic differentiation factor 2
Exons: 3
Coding region: 10-747 (245 amino acids)
Biological process (GO): developmental process; regulation of transcription by RNA polymerase II
Molecular function (GO): protein dimerization activity; RNA polymerase II transcription regulatory region sequence-specific DNA binding; DNA-binding transcription factor activity, RNA polymerase II-specific
Source: RefSeq, a predicted model, not a curated record